Molecule: messenger RNA, 1773 nt
Organism: Salvia hispanica
Lineage: Eukaryota; Viridiplantae; Streptophyta; Magnoliopsida; Lamiales; Lamiaceae
Source: RefSeq, a predicted model, not a curated record
UAAUUCCGAGUUGAAAGAAGAUCAGCUUGCUAAGAACGAUAUGUUGGAUGAAAACCAAGGGGAUGAUGUUAAGAAAAUUCCAAAUGAAGAUGUUGUGGCGAAGUCUGGAGAAAUGGGCAAGGAUACAGAUGAUAUCGAAUGUAUUUCCUAUGAGACGGUGGUGGAAGAUGUUGGUGCUGGAAAUGCCCCUGCACAAAAUAGGCAACUUCAAACUGAUUUUUUUUCCAAGGACAUGAUGCUAACAUAGGUGAUGUUCAACCGGGUGUGGAUGAAGAGAUGGAAGAUGUUGUUCACUGUGAUCAGGAUAAGAUGGUUAAAUAUAAAGAACAGGGUGCAGAAUCUUUCCUUGUGAGCCAUGAAACUCAUGGGAAUGAAAAAGCUUCUGAAACUGCUGCCAAACUGGAUGCUGAAGAAUCUUCACUUGCGAGCCAGCCUGAACCUUUUACACCCAAUUCUCUCAUCCGAUGUUCUUCUCAAAAGCAAUGUUAUGGAUGGCGUAUGGCGGCUUACGGCGGUAAGCCAAAAAACCGCCACAGGGAUAUGGCAUAUAUGGAUGUGGUUCUUGAGGCUUUCCUAGAACUUGAUGAGGUAGAAGUUUCUUUUCUUAGACCUAGACCUAGUAUAAGUGUUAGGCUCACCAAUAUGGGGGAAGAUGAUGAUGGAACACCUGAGGAUCAAGCAGCAUUCAUGAAGGAGCUCGAGCAUUUCUACAGGGAGAAGACAAUGGAAUUUAAACCACCCAAUUUUUAUGGGCAGCCACUAAAUUGUCUGAAGUUAUGGAGGGCUGUAAUUAGGUUGGGAGGCUAUGACAAGGUAACUGGAUCCAAGUUAUGGAGGCAGAUCGGAGAGUCAUUCCAUCCUCCAAAGACUUGUACUACAGUCUCUUGGACCUUUCGGAUCUUCUAUGAGAAGUCUCUCCUGGAAUAUGUAAGGCAUAAGACACAAAGUGGUGAGCUUCAACUCCCUGUAGUGUUGCUCCCUGAAGUUUCUGAAGUUUCUGCUGCUGAUGGUGAGGGAAAUGGUUAUCAAGGAUCAGGAUCAGGACCAGGACCAGGAAGGCCUAGAAGAGAUUCUGCUGCCCGUACUAUGCAAGGUUGGCAUGCCCAACGCCUUGGGGCUGAUGAGGUUGGGGAUCAAGUUAUGAAGGACAAGAAUCUCAACAGUAUGGCUAAGAAUGAGAAGAAUCUCAAAAGCAUUAGUUUAUUAAAACAGAAGAGACCAAAUGAAGUGGAGGAUUCAAGUUCAAGCAAAGCCACUCGAACUGAUGUAUCUAAGCAACUGGUGACAUCUGUUGUUGAUGUUGGGCCACCAGCGGACUGGGUGAAAAUUAACGUACGCCAAACUAAAGAAUGUUUUGAGGUUUAUGCCCUAGUGCCGGGAUUGUUACGCGAGGAGGUGCGAGUUCAAUCAGAUCCCGCUGGACGUUUGGUCAUAACAGGUCAGCCUGAGCAAGUUGAUAAUCCCUGGGGGAUUGCACCAUUCAAAAAGGUUAUCAGCUUACCGGCAAGAAUUCAACCAGUACAGACUUCAGCCGUGGUAAGCCUGCACGGACGUCUCUUUGUCCGCAUUCCAAUUGAGCAGCCAAAUAUGUAGACAACAAUUUAAUUCAUCGGUAACAUCUACAACUUGCUGAAUGUAUUUAUGGUAGUGGAUUAGGUUUAGUUGCUGACAAAAAUAUGGGGAGGCUUUUUUGGGCUGUAAGAUGAUGAAUUGCUGAUGCUUUGAUUCAUCUCUAACUUGUUUUAUCAGUGCUUGAAUGAACAGUUAGUUUUU